Sphaeroforma arctica JP610 is the source of this 269-nucleotide messenger RNA. NCBI's taxonomy places the organism in Eukaryota, Ichthyosporea, Ichthyophonida. The record is from the annotation of a RefSeq genome assembly.
AUGCAUUUAGACGCCGUGGUACAGAUGUCCCAGGUGUUUGAGGAUGCCUUUGUGCAUUCCGCAUGGGUGUUUCAGGCCCAGAAGAUCUUAGAGGACUCAGACGCACAGAACAUCGAUGUCAAAGGAGCCCUCAAGACAGCCACGUGCCCUUACUUGGUGCUAGAGAUACGACGGGAGCAGCUCGUACACGACACGAUAUCGCAGCUUAGCAACAGGAAAAUGCAGGCAUGUUGGGGGGAGGGGGUGCACAUGUCCGUCCAGGGUUAUGA